AUGCUGCCUCUCCUGCUGGUCACCCUCUUCCCUCUCUCCUCCUGCUUCUCAGCAGGAGGAGGCAGCCCCCUCAGUGAAGGCCUGUGGUUGCUGAAGACCGAGUUUGCCCUUCACCUCUACCGGAGUGCAGCAGCACAGAGAAACGGGACCAACUUUGUCAUCUCACCUGCCAGUGUGUCCCUCUCCCUAGAGAUCCUGCAGUUUGGAGCCCGGGGAAACACGGGCUGGGAGCUGGCAAGUGCCCUGGGAUAUACCGUGCAAGACCCGAGAGUGAGAGAGUUCCUGCACACUGUUUACACCAUGCUGCACAACUCCAGCCAAGGCAUCGGGAUGGAGCUGGCCUGCACUCUUCUCAUGCAGACCGGAACGCCUCUGUCUCCCGGCUUUGUGGAGCAGGUCUCCUGGUGGACCAACAGCAGUCUGGCGCCAGCCAACUUCAGUGAGCCCACCAGCACCACCACGGAGGAGGUCUCGAGGGGCUCACCCAGGCAGAGCACAGGUAAAGGAAAGCCGUCCCCACAGUCGGGGGAGGCUGGCACCGUGUCUUCUUGGCUCUCCAUCGUGAGCACCAUGACCUUCCAAAGCACCUGGCAAAGGAGAUUCUCUUCCAUGGGCUCGCAGACCCUGCCUUUCACCUGUGCCCACGGCCUCGUCCUUCAAGUUCCCGCGAUGCAUCAGGUGGCAGAGGUCAGCUAUGGCCAGUUCCAGGAUGCUGCAGGCCACAGGAUAGACGUUCUGGAGCUGUUGUACCUGGGAAGAGCAGCCAGUUUGUUCCUGGUGCUUCCGCAAGACAAGGACACCCCUCUGGACUGCAUUGAGCCACACCUCACAGCCAGAGCUAUCCACCUCUGGGCCACCAGGCUGAAGAGAACCAGAAUGGAUGUGUUCCUCCCCAGGUUUCGGAUCCAAAAUCAGUUUGAUUUAAAAAGCAUUUUAAGAUCAUGGGGUAUCACUGAUCUUUUUGACCCACUCAAAGCUAACUUGAAAGGAAUUUCAGGCCAAGACAGCUUUUAUGUUUCUGAAGCAACCCACAAGGCCAAGAUGGAGCUUUCCGAGGAGGGCACCAGGUCAUCUGCAGCCACAGCUGUGUUGCUGCUGAGGAGGUCCCGGACUCCUGUUUUUAAAGCAGAUCGGCCCUUCAUCUUUCUUCUGAGAGAACAUAGCACAGGGUUUGUCUUCAAUAUUGGGAGAGUUUCAAAUCCCCUUGACUAAAAUAGCAAAUCUCAAGAAUGUUCUACGUAUGCUUUCCUUCAUAAAUAUUUAUAAUUUCUUUUAAAGGU
Microtus oregoni (creeping vole) is the source of this 1280-nucleotide messenger RNA. RefSeq names its product serpin family E member 3 (gene Serpine3). Gene Ontology annotation, molecular function: serine-type endopeptidase inhibitor activity. The coding region runs from base 1 to 1212 and encodes 403 amino acids. The transcript has 8 exons. The record is from RefSeq and is a predicted model, not a curated record. NCBI's taxonomy places the organism in Eukaryota, Metazoa, Chordata, Mammalia, Rodentia, Cricetidae. Gene Ontology annotation, biological process: negative regulation of endopeptidase activity.